AACAAAUACUGUAUGCUCCUACUACCAUAAUAGGUCAUUGGCGCCAUUUUACACAUGGUUUUAUCGUUUCGCAAUAUUCACAAUGUUUAUAAGGUGACACGGGGACUCAGGGGUUAUAAAAUGUCGCAAUCUAUCGGAACCAACAACAACAAAGUGUAUAGACUUGUCUUGACUGGUGGUCCAUGUGGUGGGAAAACAACUGGACAGUCAAGGAUAUGUUCAUUUUUUGAGAGUAUUGGAUGGAAGGUCUACAGGGUACCAGAGACAGCAACAGUACUCCUAAGCGGUGGAAUUAAGUUCCCAGAACUCUCAGCUGAGGAUGCGUACAACUUCCAAGAGAAUCUCCUAAAUACAAUGCUUAGGAUUGAAGAUACAUAUUUUGAUCUCGCAUCCACAUGUAAACGUAAUUGCCUCGUUAUAUGUGACCGGGGCGUCAUGGAUGCCACCGCAUAUCUGCCACCUGAAUCAUGGGAAAAGAUGAGGAACAAAAAUGAUUGGAACAAUGUUGAACUCAGGGAUAAUCGAUACAACCAGGUGAUUCAUCUUGUAUCUGCAGCUAAGGGAGCAGAGGAGUUUUACAGUUGUGAAUCAAAUCAGCAGAGGUCUGAAGGAUUGGAUCUUGCACGACAUUUAGAUGACAAGGCAUCACAGGCGUGGGUCGGGCACCCCUAUUAUGAUGUCAUAGACAAUACCACAGAUUUUGAAGGAAAAUGUGUUCGCACUGUUGCAGCUGUCUGUAACAGAUUAGGAAUUGAUGCAGGUGAUAGAUUAUCCCUCGAUGCCAAAAAGCGGAAAUUCCUUGUUGCAAAACUUCCACCAGAUUUGUUGGAUGUGUGUAUUACCAGUGAUCAACCAGCAGAAGGAUCCAAUAAGUUGAAGACGACAAAUUCGGAGGUGUGCCACAUAAAUGUUUAUCCACAAUUCCAAGACUUUAUUGUUCUCCAUGACUACCUCGUGACACCAAACUCAAAGAUGCAGGCUCGAGUCAGGAGACGUGGACAAAAUGUUGAGUGGGAUGUUGAAAGAGGAGUAUGGAAGCUUGAGACGGGCAACUGGACCUACACACACACAUUACGUAAACCUAGAGUUGAUCAUCAAAAAGUUGAGACCAAAAUGAAUAUCAGCAAGCGUGAAUAUCAGCUGCUUUUGGCCCAGAGAGAUCUGAAACACUUCACCAUCUACAAGAAACGUCGCUGUUUCCUAUGGAACAACCAGUACUUCCAGAUGGAUAUUUAUCAAGACCCAUGUCAUCCAAGGGCCAAGGGAAUUAUCAUCCUGGAGACCUACACUACUUUGCAUGACGACAAGUUAAAAUUACCAGACUUUUUGGAUAUAACUAGGGAAAUCACAGUCGAUACACAAUAUUCAAUGUUCAACUUGUCGUUAAAAGAAGACUGGACUGGCUCGAAAAAACUUUUACAAUCUCUUUCAAAGGAUGAGGAUUCUAAAGAUGAAGCUUUGGAGACUUCAUAACACAGGAUGGAGUUUCUAUUUUAUGGUGUAGUCAUAUUUGAUUGUCCUGUAUUUUAUAUUUAAAGAGGCAGACUGGUAUAGAAUUAAUCACAAAUGGUUUAAUGUUGAAGUAGUUCAUCAGAAUAUAAAUACAUCAAAUGUGUGAAGAAAUCAUAUCCACAAAUGGGAACAAACGUCAUCUAUUAGGAUUUUUCAGCAAAUGCUUUCUAUAUGUUAGAACUUGUGUAGAAUUAUAUAUUGAGAAAAAUGGUUGUGAUCUCCCCUGUGCUAAAUUCUCAUUUAACUUAUUUUCGUAUUUCAUACGUUUCAAAAGGUGCAACUUUUACAGCGGUGCUAAUGAACGACAGAUACAGAAAUCAUAUUAAAUGCUUGUAAAUGUCAAAACUGUUAUUUAUUAACUUAUAAAAUGAGUAAAUUUAAUCGAGGAAACAAUCAUAUUCUUACUCAUGUUACUAAUAAGUACAAUAAGUCUAAUUUGCUAUAUUGAUAUUUCAUAAUCAUGCUCUUCAAUUAUUUUUCCCUGUAAAUUAUCACCAGAGUCAUUAUAACUCUUCCCUGUUUUGUAAUGUGUUGUGUUGUGUAGUUGUGCCACCAUUUAAUCAUACUUCUGUACAUUUAACUUUUAUAGACAUAUCCAGGAAAGCUUCUUUGAAGGCCAACAUGUUCUUUAAUUUUGUGUGCUAUAAUACAUUGUCAUAAAGUGCCCUUUGUACAAGAGAACUCAGUCAAACACGUGUAUCUUAUUUUAUAUGCACUGACUUUACAGGCUAUCAGGUUUUAAUAUAUAAAAUAAACACAAUUACAGGAAUUAAAUGGGAUAGAGAGUGUAAAUUAAUCAUUUUGCAUCUUAGAUUGUACGUAUU
Molecule: messenger RNA, 2336 nt
Organism: Owenia fusiformis
Lineage: Eukaryota; Metazoa; Annelida; Polychaeta; Sabellida; Oweniidae
Source: the annotation of a GenBank genome assembly